Messenger RNA from Penicillium arizonense, 414 nucleotides. RefSeq lists its product as uncharacterized. Bases 1 to 414 code for a protein of 137 amino acids. The transcript has 2 exons. The record is from RefSeq and is a predicted model, not a curated record. Lineage: Eukaryota; Fungi; Ascomycota; Eurotiomycetes; Eurotiales; Aspergillaceae.
AUGGGUUGCCUAUUCUCUACAGCCUCACAGGAGCCAGAUGACUAUGCCACCGGAGAUGGCUCCCUGGCCUAUAGGUCUGGGCAAAGAGCCCAGCCUAGCUACCAGACUCGGUCAAGUGGCGUGUCUCCUCCCUGCCCGGUUCUGGUGAAGCUACAACCAGCAAGGAAAGAACUCAUGACAGCCAGUCUACCACAAGGUUACGCCCCGCAGAUGAUUCCUCCCAAUCGUGGCAACAUUCCAGGCGCUGGCCUAGAUCCGAAUAAGGGUGAUGACAAUGCCAUGGACAACUGGAUGGCUACAACACAAGUACAACCCAUGGAGACCUUGGAAGAGCACGCCGUGAAGGUCCCUCGCAAUGGGAUGAAGUUGAAGUUAGGGCUUCCUGAAUGCCAAGACUCGAAACACAUGGCUUAA